AUGUUGACACUUCAAAGUCUCGGAGUUCCAAUUCCUGAACAAUUAUCUUCAAUGUUUAAGGCUAACAAGAAGAACACGUAUUCUUAUUUGGAUAAAUAUAAAAUAUUUAAAAAACUCGUGGAGUACAACUUACGUAAAGUUGGCCGUUUCCCGAAUAGCAAUAAGGAAUUCACCGAUAUAACUCGUCACAAUUGGGAAAGAAAAGAUAAAAAGUUCGAGGAAUUUAUUGAAGAAUAUACUGAACAAGUGAAUUUAUGCCGCCAAAAAUGUUUUUCUCUUAACGUUAAACCUUUUGAGCCAAAAAAUGCGAAAAAUACAAAAAAAACCACAACAACUGACAUCGCUUCAGUCAGCAAUACUAUCCAGGUUUCGAAUUUGUUUAAUGGAUAUCCAUCAACCUUGGACGAACAAGUCGUAUUUAUACGAGAUUUCGACAUAAUCAGGGGUAAUAAAAAUAUGGUUGGCGAUGGCAUUCAAUAUACUUUAGGCGAACAAGCUACAAAUAACCAAAAUUUUGACAUAAAUGAAGGCAAUAUUAAUGCAGUCAAUGAAGAAGAAAAGAUUAAGUCUCUCUUUGAAGAACUUAUUGAUAAAAAUGCUUAUGAGUGA
Molecule: messenger RNA, 609 nt
Organism: Racocetra fulgida
Lineage: Eukaryota; Fungi; Glomeromycota; Glomeromycetes; Diversisporales; Gigasporaceae
Source: the annotation of a GenBank genome assembly